Messenger RNA from Dermatophagoides farinae (American house dust mite), 2872 nucleotides. The record is from RefSeq and is a predicted model, not a curated record. NCBI's taxonomy places the organism in Eukaryota, Metazoa, Arthropoda, Arachnida, Sarcoptiformes, Pyroglyphidae.
GAAAGACAAAAAACAACAAGAAAAAUGAUCAAACAAGAGCUACGAAUGAAAUUGGAACAACGACGACGACGACGACAACAACAAAAUGUUAAUCUUCCGUCAACAACAGCAACGACAUCAUCAUCAUUGUUCAUCAAUGAACAAUCAAAACAGAAACGAUGGUCAACGAAUAGCGAAAAAUCCACAUCAUCAUCAUCAACAACAACAACAACUAAAAUGGUGACAAAAAAUGGUCGAAUAAAUAAUAAUAAUCGAAUUCUAUGCAAUGAAAUCCUAUGUGAUUGGGAUGAAUAUUGUUUCAUUAUUAAUGAUGAUGAACAAUAUGGUGGCCAAGCUGAAUGUGUUAAAAAACCAAAUGUAUUGAAUAAUAAUGUUGUUUAUAAACAACAAAACAAUAAUCAUUUCAAUAUUUACAAUGAAGAAAAUGAUAAUGAUGAUGACAUCAAUGAUGACGGCGGCGGCGGCGACGACGACGGCGAUGAUGAUGAUGAUGAUGAUGAUAAAGAUGACUACGACGCCGAUGAAGAUGAUAAUGAAACCAAGACAGAUAAAAUCAAUGAUAAUGAUGUUAAAUAUUUUCCGGAAGUUUACAAAACUACUACUACUACCAAUGUAAAAUAUUACCAUCAAGCACAACAUCCGUCUACAACUAAACAACAGCAGCAUUUAUUUUCAUCAUCAUCUUAUUUACAGAAAAAAUUGAAUGAAACAAACAGCAGCAGCAGCAGCAGCAGCAGUGACAACGGCAACAACAACAAAAUUAAGCAAAAAAACAACAAGAAUAAGACUACUUUAACAGGAACCAAGAACAACAAUAGCAGCAAUAGUAGCAAAAAAAAUAAUCGAAAUAAUAAUCCAAAUAAUGAUGAUGAUGAUUCUGCUGCUACUGCUAUAUGGAAAACGAUUUCAUCUAAUCAAAUUAAGGCCAUACAUCACUAUGAACAUUAUGAUGGCAAUCAACUAAAACCAGAACAACAACCUAAACAACACCAACAACAGCAGCAGCAGCAGCAGCGAACAAAUAUUCGAAAUGAAUUUGAACACCAACAACAACAGCAAAGAAAUAAUAGUUAUAACAAAUCGAAUAACAACAUCAACAUAAUUCAAUGUCCAUCCUGUCCAUUUAGUCAUGGUUCACAAGUAAUUUGUGGUACAGAUAAUUCAACAUAUUCAUCAAUGUGUAGGAUUGAAUUCCAUAAUUGUAUCCAUGGUACGGAUGUACGUUUCGCUUGUUUUGGAUUCUGUCCAUGUUCAAAAUUGAUUCAAACAAAAAUGAGAGCCUCGACAACAGCAACAACAACAAAAACAGUACCAAAAACGUCAACGACAACGGCUGCUAAGUCAUCAAAAUUAAAAAGAAAAAAUUCCAUCAAUAAAAUGGAAGAAACACAAAUCGCACUAAUGAAACAAUCUAAAAAUUCAUCCAAUCUAUUGAACAAAGAUUCAUUGAAACAAUAUCAUUAUUUUAUUGGUGAUUCAAUGACAUCAAUGAUGAAAAACAAUUCUAAUAAUAUUGAAAAAGUGAAUCGAAUGAAUGAAUGUUCAUCCGAUGAAUUACGUUCGAUGGGAUUUCGAUUACUUGAUUGGUUUUCUGUUGUUAUGCAAGAGGAAUUAACACGAAUCAAAUCCAAUAUGACAAACACAUUGAUUCCAAAACAACAGCAACAACAACAUGCAAAUACAAAUAAUAAUGAUAAUAAUAAAAAUCUACCGGAUUGUGAAGAAUCCGUGUCAUUCAUGUUUUAUCAUUUUGAUAUUGAUAAUAAUUAUAAAUUAACACCCGAAGAGCUAUAUUAUCUUGAACAUGAUGAAAAUGAACAUUGCCUCGAACCAUAUCUAAUACAAUGCGAUGAAAAUGGUAAUCAUCUAUUGAGCGCCUAUGAAUGGUGUUCAUGUUUUAGUUUACGUUCCAAACCUUGUCUAUAUCAUCAGAAACAUCUUAUACAACAAAAUAAUGGUAAAAUGGCUGGACAAUAUUUACCACAAUGCGAUGAAAAAGGCCAUUAUCGUAAUAUACAAUGUCAACAUUCAACAAAACAUUGUUGGUGUUCAGAUAAGAAUGGUAAUGAAAUUGCUGGAACAAGAGUUCGUGGUCGCCUUCCUGUCUGUGACAAAAGUUACCCUCUGAAUAGAUAUUAUAUGAUGAAUAAACAGAAAACGAUUAGCAAUAACAAUGAUAGAAAUAAUAUGAAUAGAAAAACAAUAAAUCAACAACAACAAAAACGGCCAUCAUUUUCAUCAUACGUUGAAAAUCUUGAUCAUAUCAAAUAUUCUGUUCAUAAAAAUGACAAUGGAAAUGGUGAUUACAAUGUUAAUAAUAAUAAUAAUAAUAAUAAUGAUGACGAAGACGACGACGACGAUGAAGAUGAUGAUGAUGAUUCAUUUCAAACCAAUGAUGGUUCCGGACAUUACGAAUCAUUCUGAUAUAUGACUACAUAUUCUAUAUUGAGAAAUUUUUUUUUGUUUGUUUGUUUUCUUUUUAUUUUGUCCUUUUCGAUACAUUUUUACCAAUAUUCAUCCAAAUAACAAUACAACAUUCAUACAUUCAGCACUUAAAUUUUUACAACGCCAUACCAGCAGACACACCUAUACUAUACUAAUAUUCUGUAUCGAAUACGAUUGAAGAUAUGUUCAUCGGAAAAAAAUUCACUAACAAUACACAAGAGAAUAUUGCUGAAGAAGAAAAAAGAACAAAAAUAGCCAUCAUUUCUUUGCAUACAACUUUUCAGGUUGAUUACAUCAUUUUUCACUAUUCUUCAUUCACGGUUUUUAUUGGUUCAUGUUCAUGUAUCAGUAUCAUGAAAAAAAAAAAUGAAAACCUUUGAACAUGAACAACAAAAUUUAAUUCAAGUCUUCCAUAUCGAUGAAUAUG